Messenger RNA from Dendrobium catenatum, 1136 nucleotides. RefSeq lists its product as uncharacterized. Gene Ontology annotation, biological process: retrograde vesicle-mediated transport, Golgi to endoplasmic reticulum. The coding region runs from base 162 to 899 and encodes 245 amino acids. The transcript is spliced from 8 exons. Lineage: Eukaryota; Viridiplantae; Streptophyta; Magnoliopsida; Asparagales; Orchidaceae. Gene Ontology annotation, molecular function: SNAP receptor activity. Gene Ontology annotation, cellular component: endoplasmic reticulum; SNARE complex. The record is from RefSeq and is a predicted model, not a curated record.
CGAAUUAAAAAAAAUUAUUAAAAUUUUAAUAAAUUCUCGAAACCCUUGACGGCGAGGGAGAGGUGAGGGAGUAGCGACGGGAGGUCGGCGGGGAAGGCACCGGAGGGGCGACUGUCGGUGCGGAGCAGCUUCUCCUUCUUGAGGGAAGGGGAACGCCGCAGAUGGGACUGAGCAAGAAGGAAGUGAAUCUGAGGAGGCUGCUUGCAGCUGCUCCCCAUCAGCAGAAUCAAGCGAAGCUUGUCCAUUAUGUUACCACAUCACGUGAGCUAUUGGAGCAAAUAGGAGCAGAGGCUGCAGCGGGUGGAAUAUCUAGCAUUUCCAAGGCCAAACUAAAUGAAUAUUCAGAGAAGAUUGAAGCCCUUGCUGCCAGAUUAUCUGUUCCUGAACCAGAAUCUGUGGAGGCUGUUCAAGAAACUUCUUUUGAGGAAAUUGUUCCUGUAUCAGAUCAUACUGAAAGCAGUGUAUAUCCUACUCAUAUAUUGAGAAGGAGAACUAAAUUUACUAGCUCUACAACUAAUAGAUCUGCAACAAAAGUUGAUAUAAACCAUGAGUUGGCUGCGAGGGAUACCGGGGCACCUGUAAAAUUGGACGCAGAAGCACAUGCACAUAUUGAGAAACAUAGAAAACUUCAAAAUGAUUUAACAGAUGAAAUGGUUACAUUGGCACAGCAACUAAAGGAAAGCAGUCUCAUGAUGAAUAAAUCCUUGAAUGAAACUGAAAUGAUACUGGACUCCACUGAGAGGGCUGUUGAGCAGAGCCUGGCAAGCACUGGCCGCGCCAAUGUUCGUGCUGUGCAGGUAUACUCCGAGAGCUCCAAGACAAGUUGCUUCACUUGGCUCAUCAUAUUCAUCAUGUUGAGUUUGUUCAUCAUGGUAGUUCUCCUCAUCCGUAUAACCUGACACUUUCAAAUAUUAAUGAAGAAAAAAUAUAAUAUCAAGGUGAGUGGCUUGAAAAUCAUUAGAUUUGCUUUAAGAUUAGUACAAUAUAAAUUUUUCUUUUUCAUAUGUAUAGCAUUGAUCUCAAAGCAAAUAUAAGAAUGUUUAGAUCAACUUCAUGUAAUUUGUAUUUAUGAGAGAAUAUUGGAUGCUAAAAAUUUAUAUAAAGUUAUUAUGAAUGAAAUUUUGUUGAAACUCUCA